CGCCGUAGACAGCAGUGCAUGCUGGAUCUUGGCAAUAUGGCGUCCUCCUUGGUGUGCUGAUGAGGGGAGUUCCACUGUUGCUCCAGAGCAGAGGGCAAAACUCCCCGGACCCAAUAAGCCCAGUUUUCCUGUGUGGUCCGCAGGCCCGUGUCGCGCGUGUCUCGGGACUCGUUCCCGGAUAGGAGAGAGCCACGAAGCCGAAGGCCAGGGCGGGUCAGGCCGCGCGGACCCGGGGCUGAGGAGCCGGCUGCGGACGGGCACGAUGGGCCGGUCCUGGCUCAGGUUGCAGCCCCGCAGGCGAGUGCGGGACCCGCAGGGCUGAGAGCCGGUGGACGAGCCCCGAAGCCCCUUGAACCCGACCCCCUGAGGCCUCGGCCCGGCCAGCGCAGUCGGAGAACCCGCACGGUGAGCGGGGCGGCCUGCCUGCCCGGGAUCCCCUGAGGCGUUGGAGGCCGGGAGCAGGGUCACCCCCCAGGCCUGGCGUCUCUCCCGCCUUGACCGACGGGCUCCGGAGCCGCGGGUGAGGGCCGCGGCGCGUGUGUGCCCGCGCAGCUCUUGGGGCUGCGGGGUUGGUUACCCACCGGCUCGACACCCCCACCCCGCCCCUCCGACUCCCCGCUCAGAGUUCGAGAUAAAGAUCUCCGAGUUGUUGUUUUUGUUCUCCUGAAUAAGAUCUUCGAACACUCUUCACCGUCUCUUUUCCCAGCUCCCCGUUUUCCCGUAUUAUUUCUCCAGUUGUGGUACACACUAGUUUUUAAGGCUGGAGGUUCUUGAGCGCUUGCUGCCAAGGACUCCCCCUCCCCCUCCCCCCCUGAUGGAGUCGGAGAUGCUGCAGUCGCCUCUUACGGGACUCGGGGAGGAAGAUGAGGCCGACCUUACAGAUUGGAACCUGCCUUUGGCUUUUAUGAAGAAAAGACAUUGUGAGAAAAUUGAAGGCUCCAAAUCUUUAGCGCAGAGCUGGAGAAUGAAGGAUCGGAUGAAGACAGUUAGUGUGGCCUUGGUCCUGUGCCUGAAUGUGGGCGUGGAUCCUCCAGAUGUGGUGAAGACAACACCUUGUGCACGAUUGGAGUGCUGGAUCGAUCCUCUGUCUAUGGGUCCUCAGAAAGCUCUGGAAACCAUCGGUGCAAAUCUACAGAAGCAGUAUGAGAACUGGCAGCCAAGGGCUCGGUACAAACAGAGCCUCGAUCCCACUGUGGAUGAAGUCAAGAAGCUCUGCACAUCCCUGCGCCGGAAUGCCAAGGAGGAGCGGGUCCUCUUCCACUAUAACGGUCAUGGGGUGCCCAGGCCUACUGUGAAUGGAGAAGUCUGGGUCUUCAACAAGAACUACACUCAGUACAUCCCUCUGUCCAUAUACGACCUGCAGACCUGGAUGGGCAGCCCAUCCAUCUUUGUCUACGACUGCUCCAAUGCUGGCCUCAUCGUGAAGUCCUUCAAGCAGUUUGCGCUGCAGAGGGAGCAAGAGCUGGAGGUAGCUGCAAUUAACCCAAACCAUCCACUUGCCCAGAUGCCCUUGCCUCCAUCAAUGAAAAACUGCAUCCAGCUGGCAGCCUGCGAGGCACACGAGCUCUUGCCAAUGAUCCCUGACCUCCCAGCCGACCUGUUCACAUCCUGUCUCACCACUCCCAUCAAGAUUGCUCUGCGCUGGUUUUGCAUGCAGAAGUGUGUCAGUCUGGUGCCUGGAGUCACGCUGGAUUUGAUAGAAAAGAUUCCUGGACGGCUGAAUGACCGGAGAACCCCUCUGGGUGAGCUGAACUGGAUCUUCACAGCCAUCACAGACACCAUCGCCUGGAAUGUGCUCCCUCGGGAUCUCUUCCAAAAGCUUUUCCGACAGGACCUGCUGGUGGCAAGUUUGUUUAGAAAUUUUUUAUUGGCAGAAAGAAUCAUGAGGUCAUAUAACUGCACUCCAGUAAGCAGCCCACGACUCCCACCAACAUACAUGCAUGCCAUGUGGCAGGCCUGGGACCUUGCCGUGGACAUUUGCCUGUCUCAGCUGCCAACCAUCAUCGAGGAGGGCACUGCCUUCAGGCACAGCCCAUUCUUUGCUGAGCAGCUGACGGCAUUCCAGGUGUGGCUCACAAUGGGUGUGGAAAACAGGAGCCCCCCAGAGCAGCUGCCCAUUGUCCUACAGGUGCUGCUAAGCCAGGUGCACCGGCUGAGGGCCUUGGACUUGUUGGGACGCUUUUUGGACUUGGGUCCCUGGGCGGUGAGCUUGGCCCUGUCGGUGGGCAUCUUCCCCUAUGUGCUGAAGCUGCUCCAGAGCUCAGCCCGAGAGCUGCGGCCACUCCUUGUCUUCAUCUGGGCCAAAAUCCUCGCUGUGGACAGUUCGUGCCAGGCUGACCUCGUGAAGGACAACGGUCACAAGUACUUCCUUUCCGUCUUGGCAGACCCCUAUAUGCCAGCUGAACAUAGGACCAUGACGGCCUUCAUUCUUGCUGUAAUCGUCAACAGCUACACCACAGGGCAAGAAGCCUGCCUGCAGGGGAACCUGAUUGCCAUCUGCCUGGAGCAGCUCAGUGACCCGCACCCCUUGCUGCGCCAGUGGGUGGCCAUUUGCCUGGGAAGAAUCUGGCAGAAUUUCGACUCUGCGAGGUGGUGUGGGGUAAGAGACAGCGCCCACGAGAAGCUCUACAGCCUCCUCUCCGACCCCAUCCCUGAGGUCCGAUGUGCGGCUGUGUUUGCCCUUGGCACCUUUGUGGGAAACUCUGCUGAAAGGACCGACCACUCUACCACCAUCGACCACAAUGUGGCCAUGAUGCUGGCCCAGCUGAUCAAUGAUGGGAGUCCCAUGGUCCGAAAGGAGCUGGUGGUGGCUCUGAGUCACCUUGUAGUUCAAUAUGAGAGCAAUUUCUGCACUGUGGCCCUGCAGUUCAUGGAAGAAGAAAAGAACUACCCUUUGCCUUCUCCUGCAGCCACAGAGGGGGGAAGCUUGACCCCAGUUCGUGACAGCCCAUGCACCCCCAGACUCCGUUCAGUGAGCUCCUAUGGGAACAUCCGAGCUGUCACCACAGCUAGGAACCUGAACAAAUCUUUGCAGAAUCUGAGCUUGACAGAAGAAUCGGGCAGCUCAGUGGCCUUCUCCCCUGGGAACCUCAGCACCAGCAGUAGCGCCAGCAGCACCUUGGGAAGCCCUGAGAAUGAGGAGUACAUCCUGUCCUUUGAGACCAUCGACAAGAUGCGGCGUGUGAGCUCCUACUCGGCACUCAACUCCCUCAUAGGAGUUUCUUUUAAUAGUGUUUACACUCAAAUUUGGAGAGUCUUGCUACAUCUAGCUGCUGAUCCCUAUCCAGAUGUUUCUGAUUUGGCCAUGAAAGUCCUCAACAGCAUUGCUUACAAGCUGUCCCAGCUCUCUGAAGCCAAUGGAUUCCACCAGCCAUUCAGUCUGCUCAGUUUUGAGAAGGAGACCUGCAGCCACCUUGGCACAGGCUCCCCGCCAGCAUCUAGCACCAGCAGCUGUAGCCUGACCAAUGACGUGGCCAAGCAGACUGUCAGCCGUGACCUGCCCUCCAGCCGCCCGGGUACUGCAGGCCCCACAGGGGCACAGUAUACCCCUCACUCCCACCAGUUCCCUCGAACACGAAAGAUGUUUGACAAAGGCCCUGAUCAGACCACAGAUGACGCAGAUGACGCUGCUGGACACAAAAGCUUCAUUUGUGCUACGAUACAGACUGGCUUCUGUGACUGGAGUGCCCGCUACUUUGCCCAGCCAGUCAUGAAGAUCCCUGAAGAGCAUGACCUGGAGAGUCAGAUCCGCAAGGAACGAGAGUGGAGGUUCCUGAGGAACACUAGAGUCAGAAAGCAGGCCCAGCAGGUCAUCCAGAAGGGCAUCACCAGACUGGAUGAUCAGAUAUUUCUGAACAGGAACCCUGGCGUCCCCUCUGUGGUCAAAUUCCACCCCUUUACACCAUGUAUAGCUGUUGCCGACAAGGACAGCAUCUGUUUUUGGGACUGGGAGAAAGGAGAGAAGCUGGACUAUUUCCACAAUGGCAACCCUCGGUACACCAGGGUCACCGCCAUGGAGUAUCUGAAUGGCCAGGACUGCUCCUUGCUACUGACAGCCACAGAUGAUGGUGCCAUCAGGGUCUGGAAAAAUUUUGCUGAUUUGGAAAAGAAUCCAGAGAUGGUUACUGCAUGGCAAGGGCUCUCAGACAUGCUGCCAACAACACGAGGAGCUGGGAUGGUAGUAGACUGGGAACAAGAAACUGGCCUCCUCAUGAGCUCAGGGGACGUGCGCAUUGUCCGAAUCUGGGACACUGACCGUGAGACAAAAGUACAGGAUAUUCCCACGGGUGCUGACAGCUGUGUGACAAGUCUGUCCUGUGAUUCCCACCGCUCACUCAUUGUGGCUGGCCUGGGCGAUGGCUCCAUCCGAGUGUAUGACAGGAGGAUGGCACUCAGUGAAUGCCGGGUCAUGACUUACCGAGAGCACACUGCGUGGGUGGUAAAGGCCUACCUGCAGAAGCACCCUGAGGGCCACAUCGUGAGUGUGAGUGUCAAUGGAGAUGUGCGCUUCUUUGAUCCUCGGAUGCCUGAGUCCGUGAAUGUAAUGCAGAUUGUGAAGGGGCUGACAGCCCUCGACAUCCAUCCCCAAGCAAACCUGAUCGCCUGUGGCUCCAUGAAUCAGUUCACAGCCGUCUACAACGGAAACGGGGAGCUGAUCAACAACAUCAAAUACUACGACGGGUUCAUGGGCCAGCGUGUCGGGGCCAUCAGCUGCUUGGCUUUCCACCCACACUGGCCUCAUCUGGCAGUAGGAAGCAACGACUACUACAUCUCUGUGUAUUCGGUGGAAAAGCGCGUCAGAUAGCGGCACCCAGGACUCCUGCCAGGCUGCAUCCACCCUCUGCUGUACAUAGUGAACCAACUGCACUGCUUAGGUUGCAGUGCCCACCUACCCACCCACCUUGCAGACCUUGGCUCCUGAUUUGGCCAUGGCCAACUGAGGAGGGGGCUUGCACUUCUGUCUGUCUUCACUGUAAUGUACAAGUCCAGAGCAGGGGAAGGUUUGAUGUUGCUUCCCAUCAAGAACCAGCACCCAGGCACCAAGGACCUCAUGAUGCCUCUCAGCACAUCAUGGUCCUUUUCUGUCCUGUUUUCUUCUGUGAUUUUACAAAGGGAUACAUUUAGUUUUGCCAUGUGAUCAAAGCAUUAGUCACAGGACAGAUGGAGCCCUGUAGAAACGCUGCGUUUGGGGCUCCUGAGAGCCGUGGCCCAGCCCUGCUGUCCUCUCAUGUGGACAGGAACCCCUCAGAGUAGGCUGGGCAAUGCUGGAAAAUGGAAGGAAGCAAUUGAGGAGGAGAGGGGAGGCCUCUCUUGCUACCCAAGUAUGGAAGUCUGAGCCUGGCCCUCGUAGGGCACUGAGACAGCCCAACACAUCCACCUCAUCACUGGGUAUGUUAUGAUGGUGUGAGGAAAGCUGCCCCCCCCCCCCCCGCCUGCACAGCUAGACCUCAGAGGUCUAGUCUGGGCCCCUAACAUGAACUGGUUUACAGGAAAGGGCUCUGUGGCUGUGGACAGAUAAGGCAGAUCUGUAGAAUUAGCUGUUGCCUCAACCUGCCAGGCUCAUUCUGAAGUGCUUCUCUCCCAUAGGGUAGUAGCAGUGGCCACGGCCCCUAGCUCCCUGUGUAUGCCACACACAGGCACACAAGCAUGCAGGCACGUAGCCUCCCCAUCCAUGCCCAAGCACAUAUGGGUGCCCUGGUCUUCCUGUCUGUGCACACUUAGGGUGUGCACUCGUGCAGGUCCACAGUCUCCCCUCCUGCACAUGUAUGAGCACUGUGGCCUGCCACAGGUACACUCACAUGCUGGCCUCACACUCAUCACACACACAGGUUCAGAGACUGCAUUGGACCCUAGAGCCAUGUGGGCAGCAACAGCCCCAUGGAUGGUGUGACUAAGGUUGCAUGAUGCAAUCUGUGAUGUGGAAGAGUUUCUCAGGAGUGUCCUGGUGUGCUGGCAUGUGUCUGUGUGCACAUAAAAGUGAGGGGCCAUGGACAUUUCAGCCCUGGAUGGAGCACAGCAUUGCUGAGGAGUUGCACACAAACAGGGCACAACACAGUAAUGAUGUUUUGAAAAGCAUUUCCGUUUUCCCUGAGAAUCAGGAUCUUUCAGAGGAGAACAAAAUGGCUUAAUCAGGUCUGCCACCAGGAGUCCAUACAGGUUGGUGCAGUGAGGGCAGAGGCUGGGUCCCUGUGCUGUACUCAACAGAUCUGUUUUAGUCAAGAGCAUCUUCCUUGUGAAAGGAUUCCUGCAGGCAGUCCUGGGCUAACCACAGGGCCAGAUGGGGCUGGACAAGCAGGACAGGAGACCCUUGUAUCAGGAGGAAGGCUCAUCCACUUGGCUGGUCCAGACAGCAGCUUGGAGUCAGGAAAGCCUUAGAACCACCUGACACCCCAAGGAGCCCACUUGCCCAAUUGUGCAGAGGACUCUAGUGGGGGACACACUGGAACCUUCCAGCAGCUGGACUCCAAAUGUGGUCCAGCUCAGUCCCUGUCUAGCUGGUGGUUCUGUUUUGGUGCACGGGGCCACCUGAAGGGUUGAGUGACCUCCCUUCCCUGGUGGAGCUGCAGUGCUUGACCCCACCCACGGCCUGGGCCUUCACAGGUCUGAUGCGGAAAUUCAAUCAUGAAGCUAACUAAGGCUCGAGAGAGCGCCGGCCUAGAGCUCAUUGUCUAUUUAUUUUACCAAAAUGAGAGUUGAAAAGGACUGACAAGACAUGGAACUGCAAUGAAGCUCAGAGCAGUGACAAGCAGCAAGUGUUAAUAAAGAAUAAAGCCGUGAGAAGA
Onychomys torridus (southern grasshopper mouse) is the source of this 6782-nucleotide messenger RNA. It is a transcript of the gene Rptor, whose product is annotated as regulatory associated protein of MTOR complex 1. Lineage: Eukaryota; Metazoa; Chordata; Mammalia; Rodentia; Cricetidae. Gene Ontology annotation, molecular function: protein-macromolecule adaptor activity; protein binding. Gene Ontology annotation, cellular component: TORC1 complex; cytoplasm. The record is from RefSeq and is a predicted model, not a curated record. Gene Ontology annotation, biological process: positive regulation of protein serine/threonine kinase activity; positive regulation of cell growth; cellular response to starvation. Bases 815 to 4804 code for a protein of 1329 amino acids. The transcript is spliced from 34 exons.